Molecule: messenger RNA, 8554 nt
Organism: Anneissia japonica
Lineage: Eukaryota; Metazoa; Echinodermata; Crinoidea; Comatulida; Comatulidae
Product: centrosomal protein of 290 kDa-like
Exons: 51
Coding region: 185-7615 (2476 amino acids)
Source: RefSeq, a predicted model, not a curated record
CCGAUUUCUAUGAACAACCGGACCAAAGCUAAUUUUUUUGUAUCAGGAUUUUUUGAAUGAAUGAUCUUGCUUGUCGUAGCCGAAUCCCGAGUCGAAUUACUUAUGGAUAAUGAUAAUAAAGUUGUUGCAUAAUAGUAGUAGUAGUAUAUAUUGCAACACCUAGUUGACUGCAGAACAAGUCAUCAUGGCACCCAUAAAUUGGGAACAGGUGAUGGGUGUAGACCUGGAUGCAAUAGAUGAGGAUGAAGGAGACCAGCUCUAUGCCAUGUUAGAAAAGGCUGAUACCCCAGGAAAAGACACGGAUGGUAAGAAGAUGCUGAGGCUGUUUGAAGUAACCAAAGCUGUGAUGAAACUUAAGGCUGAAGAGGCUGACGUUGCCCUUGACCAGCUGGAUAAAAUGGCUGAAGACCAGGGCAAAGAAUCAGCUAAGAAAGAACAAGAUUUAACGGAUCAGAUCCGAGACUUGGAAGAUGAAGUUACACGAUUAAGAAGAAUGGGGGAGUCAGGUGGGGGUUCGCGUGAUGUACGCAUGCUGCAGACGGAGAUACAAGAACUCACCAGACAGGUUGAUCUUAUGCAGGGGGAGAUCCGGGACAAGGAGAGGGAGUUAGAGAAAGAGCGGAAAGAGGUUGAACGGUUCAAUCUACGGGCAACAGAUGCAGAAACAGAGGCACGAGAACUUAAGAAAGAUAAUGAUGCGUUAAAACAUGACCUUCGAGAUUAUCAAAGGCAGCUUGAAUCGCAACGCGAGAGCUUAAUUAUGAAGCGUGGCGACGACUUUGAAGCACAGGAAAAAAUGAGAAAAAAGAACAGUGAACUUAACGAGCAGUUGGAGGAGAUAGGGAAUUUAACAGAUGCUAAUGAGAAGCUACAAGCUCAGGUGCUGGACAUGUCCAAGAAGUUGAGCGAUGCCGUUGAAGAGAUGGAAACCAUGACGGAAGACUAUGCCAAGCUCAAGCUGGUUCUCCAGCAGUCUGACACGGUCACAGAGAACAUCCGCAGAGAGAAUGAUAUUCUGAGAAAAGAGAUUCAGGACUUGUCUACCCAGAUGCAGCACCAGUCCAGUGGUGAUGAUGAGGUAAUGGAAGCAGUCAACCGGAAAGUUGAGGAAUGGAAGGUUUUACUGGGUCAAAAAGAUGAUGAGAUUGCAGAACUAAAUAGAAUAAUUCAAGAACAGAAGAACCAGAUCAUGGCAUCGCAGAUAGACACUGAGAAGUCUAGCAUUACCAUGCUUCAGCAGGCAGUGGAAGAGAAAAACAAAGUCAUCAAAGACUUGCGAGACCAACUGGAGGUAUAUACAGAUGAGUUCAAUCGGGUGACAGAGGAACUAGAGGAUCUUAAGGAUCAGGCAAAGGCAGGAGGAGCUCCAUCAAUCCGCCAACAAAAUACUAUCCGUCAGAUGCGUGACACGCUGCGUACCCAAGAAGAUGAGGUUAAAUCAGCGGAUGACCGGACACGCCAUGCUGAACAAGAUGCUCGUGAAAAAGAUCAACAGCUUAACGAGGCUCUUGCACGAAUGCGAGAAUAUGAAUCUGGAGAAUAUGGUCUUGCAGAGGCAGUGCAGGAGAUCAAGGAAUGUAAACGACAGAUAUCAGUUAGAGACAGAAACAUAGAGGAGUUAACUCAGCAUACAAACAAAUUGGAGAUGCAAAUGAAUGACCAGAUGGAGGAGAACGAGGAUUUGCGAGAGAGGCUCGGAUUGGAUCCCAAAGAGCCAGUGGAUCUUUCUGAUUUCCGUAAAAACCGAGCUGUUGUACAACAGCAAGACCGUGCCAUGAACCAGGUCUUGAUGAAAGAAGUGGAACGUUUGGAAGAAGAACGACUCAAUCUCAAAAAGCAAAUUCGCAUACUGGCUGCACAAAGAGGGCAAAGAGCUGUUGCACUUGGGUUAACAGCAGAUGAGAUGGUCGCGAUUGACGAGUUUACUGAAGAUCUUAAGCACGGACGCAAGACUAAGUUAUCUGACACGGUCACCAAGUUUAUGAGUGGUGCUAAGUCUGAAGAACCUUCCGACACAAUGAAAAUUAAAGCUGUACAAAUGGAGAAAGAAUUAGAAAAGGCUGACAAACUAUCGGAUAAAUACAGAACAAAAGCAGCUGAACUGGAGGAGAAGAAUAAAGAUUUGACAGAAGAAAACGAUAAGCUAGGCCGAGCAAUGAAAGAGAUCUUAGAGUCCCUAAAGGAGAGCAGUACCAAACCAGGUGGUCGAGAUGCCUACAUGCAUGUCCCAACCCUUGAGAAAGUGCUAGCCAUGAUGGAGGCUAAGACAGUAGAUGGUAAAUACGAGGCCCAAGUGUACUUAAAGGCUCAGGUUGACCAGCUAACAGGAAGGAAUGAGGAGUUACGUAGAGAGCUUCGUCAGGCUAGAACAGAUUAUGAAAAGGUUAGACUUGAUGCGGAGCGAUCCACUACAAAGAUUUUAAAACUUGAAUCUGAACUGGAGAUGCUACGUGAAGUUGGUAAGGGAGCUGUAACAGUACAACAGAUGCCUCUUCCUGCUUCAAUGGCCGUUACUAGUGCUGAUGUCAUUGGCUCCCUUAACGAGCAACUUAUCCAAGCCAUGCAGGAGCUUGGUAAUAAAGAGGAACUACUUGAAAAGUUUGAGGGGUCUAUAGAGGUGUACAAACGAAAGUUUGCAGUGAUGAGGCAUCAACAGGGACUGAUCUACGACGAUUAUGCCAAGGAAAAGAAAGAAUGGGAAGGAGAGCGAGAAAAAUGGAGAGAUGAGAAGAAGAAAUGGCAAGACCAACAAUCCGAGGAUUCAGUCAGAAUUAGAGAAUAUAACCGGCUCCUCGACACUCUUCAGCAAGAUGGUAAUGAGCAGCAACGACGCUUAGCAGAUAUGAGUCGUAAAAUGACGGUGCUACGUGUCAAUGAGAAGGCGCUUACUCGGCGCUACACUGCUUACCAGGAAGUGGAAGCCACGCUUAGAAAGGAAAGUAAUCGAACGCAUAAUGAAAUGGUACAGAUGGAGACAGCUGUAACUGAAAGACUGGGCUAUCUUCAGAGGCACAAGGAAUCUUCACAAUUCAAGAUCGCAGCUUUACAACGGGCUCUUGAUGACAGCGUACCGGCUGAUGAACUCAAUCAGCUAAUGCGGAAGUUCAAUGACCUCACCAUCAAAUACAGAGAUGUGAUUGAGACGGACAAUAAACUGGUCACUAGAAAUGCCCACAUUGACCAUCUUGAGAUGGAAAAUGAAAGGAUGCAGAAAGAAUGUGAGGAGGUGAAACAGGAGCUCUCCCAAGAAAAGGAGAAACUGCAUACCUUAGAACAAGCCAUGGAAGAACUUGGAAAGAUAGGAGUGAAGCGCAGUCAAGGUGCAAAUGACUCCCACUACUUGUCGAUAUCCAAGAAGAUGACCAUGCUGGAAAUGAAAGAGCUCAACGAACGUCAGAGGGCUGAGCAUGCUUCACGGAUGCAAGACCAGUUGAGAAAGACUGUGAACGAGCUUGAGAACAGAAACUUAGAAUUGGAGCAAAAGUUUGCUGAGCUUACAAAGAUGAACCUGGAAUCCCAGCGAAUUGAACGGGAGUUACGAGAUGAACUAGCAAAUGCAGUAACUAAAGCCAUUAGUGAUAUUGACAAGAAACGUAUUGCAGAACUUGAGAAAUCACAGUUGAAACUGAAAAUAGACAAUUCAAAACUUAAGGAAAUGGCAGAAGUAGCAUCAUUCCAGUCUAAGGCACUUGAAGCGCAACAAAUAUCACGUGAAAAGGAAGUAAUGUCACUGCGCCAACAGUUAUUAGAUAUUCAAACGCAGAGUGAUGAAAAGGCUAUAAUUGGUAAGCUACAUCAUCAUAUUGUAGCGCUGCAGGUGAGUGAGGGUACUGCUGUACGUAAACUGGAAGCUGCUAUCUCCAAGAUUAGAAAACUAGAAGCCCAUCUACUGACCCGCGAACAGCAGUUAGACGAGAUGGAGCAGUCACUGUACCACACAAAGGUGGAUGCUAGAAACAAAUCAAAGCACUUAAAAAGGACAAUUCAAGAGCUCCGUCGUCAGUUUAGUGGUGCUAUUCCUCUCAGCGAGCAGGAUAAAUUCUCCAAAGCAAUGAUUCAGAUGAGACAAGAUAAAGAACGUAUGGACCAAGAACUGAAAAUGGUUGCAUAUGAGAAAGAGAAAGUGGAGGAGAAGGUUGCAGAGUUAGAGGUUGGCAACAAAGGGUUGCAAGAACUGAUGGCAACUCUGAUGGAUGGCAAAGGUGCUAGCAAGGUGGCAGAAUGGCACUCUAAGAUUCAGCAGAUGAGACUGCAGGACCUUAAGCAUACACGGCAAAUUAAUCGACUGAGAGAACAGUUGAAGUACAAUGAAGGACUUACAUCAAACCAUGAGCGAACUGUUGCCGGUCUUGAAGAAGACAUUGUCCAGAUUCAGAGGGAAUCUGAAGAGAAGCAGCUGCUUUGGGAACAAAGAGAAGUUGAGCUGGAAAGAAUCAUUGAUAGUCUGGAGAAGCAACAGAAAGCAAUGGCAAAUGCUGCUCUUAGAUUUGAGGAAGCAACAGGGUCAAUGCCGGACCCUAGCUUACCUGUUGCCAACCAGCUUGAGCAUGCUAUGAGGACAAUCAAACAGCAUGUCAAAACUAUCUUGGACACCCGUGCUGAAAAUACACAACUUCAAAAGAAUCUCAACAGCAUUGAGAAGCAGCUGGCAAGAACUGAAGAGAAUCUUCUUGCGCGAGACAAAGUGAUCAAUGAACUGCGUCUUCGUUUGCCUGCAUCGGCAGAGAGGGAUGAGAUCAUCAAAAACCAAAUGGCAGAAGGUGUGCGCUACCAGCAUAUUGAGGAAGCCUGCCAACACAAGCAAGCCUUGAAAGUAGCCCAGGCCCAGAUAGAGUCGCUGCAAGCUCGCAUUCAACAGAAAGAGGAUGCAAUUCAAAAGUACAUUGAUCUGCUGGAUCAAUCACGCAGAGAGCAAGAAGAGGAGAAUAAAUUACACAUUCAAGAAAUACAAAACAUGCAGUUGAAAUUGCAUAGCCAAUCCGACAUGGCGUUUACCAAGUUUAAGCAGACAGCCAUGGAUUUAAUAAAUAAGCCAUCAGCUGCAAUACCAAGCAGUAAACAACUUCAAAGACUGUCAGAAUUGGAGGAGGUGGUAGCGGAGCAGGACAACGCCAUGUCCGCACUGUCCAUUAAGUUAAAACACUCUGUCACAGAGGUCGCAAAGUGGAAGCAAAUUAUGGAAAGAAAAACAGAAGAAUUCACCAAAGCUAAACAACUAAUGGAAAAAUCUCAUGACAAGGAAACUGAUGAAUUAAAAACAGAAAUCCGAGAAACAACGGAAAUACUUUAUCAGAAGGAAAAACAAUUGGAAUCAAUUGGAGAAGAACUAGACAGACAGAAACAGUUGAAUGCAAAAGCACCAAGCCAGACAAUGAAGACCUUGGUAGAUAGACUGAAAAAUGACUUAGCAUUAAAAGAAAAGCAACACAAGGCUCUGAGUCAAGCCCUGAUGACAGUGCGUGCCGAGAUGGUAGAAAUGGCACAAGACAAUGCAAAGGCUAAAGCAGAUGAACAGGAACAAGAUAUGAAUGUUCAGAAGCUUGUUGAUAGAGAAACAAAAAAAAUGAAGGAGCAAUUUGGAGAUGUUCAAGGCAAACUGGAAAAAUUUAAGCGAGAGCUGAAGAGGGUCAAAGGUCAUGAGAAAGAAAUUGAAACUCAAUUGCAAGGAAAAAAUGAGGAAAUUCUGAAGAAGAACUCAUUAAUUGAUGAGUUGAAGGAUGAGCGAGUGCGAUUGAAAGCUGAAAUUGAAGAUUUAGAAAAAGAUAUUGAUUUGAAACCUGUUCAAGAUGAAGGUAGCAACAAAACAGCUGAAUUACAAAAGAAAAUCCGCAUUCUAGAAAGAAGAUUGAACGAUGCAGAAACGAAGAAAGGCGAGAAAGGUUCAACUGCAAAGACAGAAGAAUCUGGGAUUGAAGUUGCAAGAUGGGAAGAAAAGAAGAAAUGGGAAAAAAGAGUUGAAGCUCUUCAGAACAAACUGAAAGAGAAAGAAAAAGACACAGAAAAAUUGAAGAAAAACAAUGAAAUGUUAAAAGAAGCCCUCAACAGAAAUGAAAAAAUACAAAUGAGCCGAACAACUGGUGUGACAUCGAGGAAACCAGCCGGGUUUAAACCAACUCCCCCCAGCAGAAGUGAUCCAAAGAUUGAGGAAUUAAAACAACAAAAUUAUGAACUUGAGGAAGAGGUUGCUUCCUUGAGGAGACAGCUGGCACUGGGAAAUGCCGGUGCCCUUGCCGAGGUGGAGAAAAGAAAUGAAAUACUGACCAGUAAGAUAUCAGCUAUGGAAAAUGAAAUGUCAAGGCGACUUGCAAGUAACGUACAGUUAGAUUCAAAUGCUUUGUUGGAAGGAAGAGAGGAAGAACUUCAGAAACAGCUUCUGAAAUUGACAGAGGAGAACAUUGAGCUAAAAUUUGAUGCAGAGCAGGCCAAGAAAGACGUGCCUCGUUUGAAAGCUCGGAUCACCGAUCUUCAACAAUACACAGAAGUGCUGAAGGAGGAUUUGGAGAAGGAGCGCCAGAAGUUACUGCGCAGCAGCUCUGGCAGUCUCCGAAAGUCUGGUGGAAGCAGUGGAAAGUCUGUUCCUGAAUUAGAACGAAUAAUUGGACUGAUGAAGAAAGUGGUAGAGAGAGUUCAGUCAGAGAAUGAACAACUGAAGAAGGCUCCAGGAGUUGUGACCCAAACAGAAAUACAUAGUUUACGAGAAAAAAAUAAAGAAUUAAAAAGUGAACUAGAAAAGGUAAAGUUAACAUAUGGGGGCCAGUUAAGUCAGCGUUAUGAGAGCUCGCAAAAAGGAAUAGCAAAAGUUGCAUCCGAAAAUGAGAAAUUAAGACGGGAACUAAAGAAGGAGGUUGAAGAUAAUAAAAAACUAAGGUUAAGCAAGAGCCAGAUGGAAGUGGACAUGAACAAGACAACACGGGAUCUGCAGCAGAGUCAACAAAAGCUGGAACUUGAGCAGGCCCGUGGGGUGAAGACAGAAGCAUCCGACAGCAAGAGUUGGAAAUCCAUCGUGGUCACCAGGAUGUACGAAGAAAAAAUGAAAAAUAUGGAGCUCGAUAUAGAAAAAAAAAGUUCUACUAUACAAGACAUGAAGCAACUGCUACGAGAUGCAGCCCAGAGGGAACAGCAGAUGAUCCAUGAGGUAGAGGAACUCAAGCAGAAGAUCAUUGUUCUGGAGAGAUUCCCAAUUGAUGCCAAUACAGAUGAACAGCUGGUUCAACACCUUCAAAUGACCAGGUUAACAAAUGAACGGUUAGAAAAUGAAAAGGCUGAACUGUUGAAUGAACUGAAACUUUUUCGAAGACAAGGUGCUUCUUCCUCGUCUGGUCCUACAAGUCAGGAUGAUCUUUCAUCAAACCGUUUACCUAAUUCUGACAAGUUAUUAACAGAAAUCGUUGAGCUAAGAACCGAUUUUAAAGCAGUGCAACUUGAAAGAGACAAGCUACAGAUACAGGUUGAACAGCUUCAGCAAGAACUGGAACAGUUUGAUCCAAACUUUUUCGAAGAGAUAGAAGAUCUUAAAUUCAACUACAGAGAAGCAAUUGAGAGGAAUAUUAAAUAUGAGGAUCAAUUAAGGAACUUUUCUGAUCAGUUUGGUGUUUCUAUAGAUAUUCCGCCUUGAAAACUGAUCAAGACCACCAAACUAAUGUUUUUAAAAUGCUAAAAGUGUUGUGUGUCACCAAAUGUUUGUAACAUGCAAAAGUGAUUUUAUCAGAAUGAUUAACAGAAAUCUACCAAAAUAAUGUUGUAUUAAUACAGACCGUAUUAAACAUUGCACCUAUGCAAUUUACACUACAAAUGAUAUGAACAUGAUAAAAUGUGCCCGGGGUGCCAACUAAUCUAUGUUUGUAAGCAUUGUUUCAUUUUGAAACAAGCAAUUAGUCAGUUUAUCUAGGUAAGUAUCACUCAUAGACCAACAACAUCACUUCUGAUUUGUGGGAUUACUUUUAGGUAAUUAUUUUUCAACCAGGAGUUAUUCAAGAUGACCGGUUGGUUGUUAAGAAUAUAGCCCAUGCCAUAGAUUCUUGAUACUCUUGGCAGAACACUCUCCAUGAAAUAUGGUUGAAUACAAUUAUUUUGUGUGAAACUUAUAAUAAAUAAAUGAAUAUCUUAAUUCAUUUAAGGUACAAGAGUCAUCUUUAUAUGGUAGUUUAUCCUACCAUAUUGAAAUGUAUACUACAAUUACUGUUUAUUAUUUGUGAUGAUUUUGUUUGUACCUCUGUGAUAGAUUCUGCUAUAUGUUUAUUCUGUUGAAUGAGGUUAUUAUUUUGUUCUUGAUAAAUAAUCUACAAAUUUACUCUCCUAUUUUUAAUUAUUUAGAAAUGACUGAAACUAGAUAAUAUACAAUUUAAGGUAUUUUAAUUGUUAAUGUGUACUAAAGUUUCACUUGCAAUUUAGAUCCUUUACUGUUUAUCAUUGUAUUUUAAUUAGGUUUAAGCCAUAAAAAAAUGUUUAACAUAGUGAGUAAUUAGGAUAAAUGAUUUUUGCAGCAGUUAAUGUUUAUGUAUGUAUAUUGGUUUCAGCAUAUGCAAUAAAUGAGGUAAAAUUAUUUAUAUCUUAA